GUGAUAUAAAUUUAGAUCCAAAACCAUCCUAAAUACAGACCCCCUCGCCCUGUCUGUUCUCUUCUCUGUGUUCAGUGUCUCUGCUGGGUGAGAGUCAUGGAUUUGAGCAGCAUGGCCGAGAGACUUCGAGUCAGAACAGGGAGGAAGCCUAUGUAUAAUGUGGAUGAUUCAGACGACGAUAUGGAAGCUAUGACAAACGUUAAGGGGGAUAAGCCUGAUCAAAAUAGGUCCGAGAGGAUUAUAAGGCCUGAUGCUAAAGACGACACAUGUCAAAGCUGUGGAGACAGUGGCAAACUUCGUUCCUGUGACACAUGCAAUUAUGCUUACCAUUUGAAGUGUCUGCUUCCACCUCUUAAGAUCAUGCCUCGUGGCAGUUGGAGUUGCCCUGAAUGUGUUAGCCCUCUGGAAAAUAUUGAAAAGAUUUUGGACUGCGAAAUGAGACCAUGUGAGGUUGAUGAGGGUGAAGCACCAAAAGGCAGCACAAAACCAAAAUUUGUCAAACAGUACCUUGUGAAGUGGAAGGGAUUGUCUUAUUUGCACUGCUCAUGGUUGCUUGAGGAAGAAGUACAAAAGGCUUUCAAGAAAAUUCCUCGUUUGAGGACUAAAGUAAACAACUUCCAUCAAAAGAUGGGUUCAAAUACUUCAGAAGAGGAUUAUGUGUCUAUUAGACCAGAGUGGACUACCGUUGAUCGAAUCAUUGCUACCAGGAAGGAUAGUGAGAAGCGUGAGUAUCUCGUGAAAUGGAAAGAGCUUUCAUAUGACGAAUGCACUUGGGAAGUCGGAUCAGAUAUUUCUCCAUUUCAAUCUAAAAUAGAUAGAUUUUAUUCGCUACAAUCAAAGGCUGAUAAAAAAAGCAAGUCAAAGAACUCAAAUCGGGGCACCAAAGAAGCAAAACGCAAGCAAAAGGACUUUCAACAAUUUGAUAAAACCCCUGAUUUUCUUUCUGGCGGUUCCUUACAUCCGUAUCAGCUUGAGGGAUUGAAUUUCUUACGCUUUUCAUGGUCUAAGGAAACACAUGUUAUUCUUGCUGAUGAGAUGGGCCUCGGGAAAACUGUGCAGAGUAUAGCCUUUUUGGCAUCUCUUUUUGAAGAGAAGAUCUUUCCUUACUUAGUAGUGGCACCUCUUUCGACAUUACGCAACUGGGAGCGUGAAUUUGCAACAUGGGCCCCACAAAUGAAUGUUGUGAUGUAUGUUGGGAGUGCUCAAGCUCGGUCAGUCAUAAGGCAAUAUGAGUUCCUGCGACCAAAAAUGAAACCAAAGAAACACAAGUGGAAAGGAAAACAAGUCCCUCCUUCCAAACAAAGCAUGCAAGAUAGGAUAAAAUUUGAUGUACUUCUAACUUCAUAUGAAAUGAUUAACUUUGAUACACCAUCCUUAAAACCAAUAAAGUGGGAAUGCAUGAUAGUUGAUGAGGGUCACCGCCUCAAGAACAAGGAUUCGAAAUUAUUUCAGAUAUUAAAACAGUACACUACUAAGCACCGUGUUCUUCUAACUGGCACUCCUCUUCAGAAUAACUUGGAUGAGCUCUUCAUGCUGAUGCAUUUUCUUGAUGCUGGAAAGUUUGCAAGUUUGGAGGAAUUCCAAGAGGAGUUCAAGGAUAUUAACCAGGAGGAACAAAUUGCCCGCCUUCAUAAAAUGCUAGCGCCCCAUCUCCUCCGAAGAGUCAAGAAGGAUGUCAUGAAGGAUCUUCCACCUAAGAAGGAGCUUAUUUUGCGUGUUGAACUAAGUGCUUUGCAGAAAGAAUACUAUAAAGCCAUUCUGACUCGCAAUUAUCAGAUACUGACUCGUCAUGGUGCUGCUCAGGUUUCCCUCAUGAAUGUUGCUAUGGAACUGCGCAAACUCUGUUGUCAUGCAUAUAUGUUAGAGGGAGUUGAGCCCGAGAUACCAGAUGCCGAUGAAGCGUUCAGGAAGCUGCUUGAAUCUUCGGGGAAAUUACUAUUGGUGGACAAGUUGAUGGUAAAGCUUAAAGAGCAGGGGCAUAGAGUCCUCAUAUAUUCACAAUUUCGUCACAUGUUGGAUUUGUUGGAAGAUUACUUGACUUACAAGAAAUGGAACUAUGAACGCAUUGAUGGAAUUGUUAGUGGAGUAGAGAGACAAAUUCGUAUAGAUCGGUUUAAUGCCAAGGAUUCCACACGAUUUUGUUUUCUGCUUUCUACUAGAGCUGGAGGGUUGGGCAUAAAUCUUGCAACUGCAGAUACAGUUAUAUUAUAUGACAGUGAUUGGAACCCACAUGCUGAUCUACAAGCUAUGGCUAGGGCCCACCGGCUGGGGCAAACUAAUAAGGUGAUGAUAUAUAGGCUUGUUACUCGUGGGACUAUCGAAGAGAGGAUGAUGCAGAUGACAAAAAAGAAAAUGGUAUUAGAACAUUUGGUUGUGGGGCGCUUGAAAGAUUCCAGUUUCAAACAGGAAGAAUUGGAUGACAUCAUUAGAUACGGAUCACAAGAGUUGUUUGCUGAAGAUGAAGAUGAAUCUGGUAAAGCUCGCCAGAUUCAUUAUGACGAUGCAUCAAUUGAUAGACUACUUGACCGUGAAAAGAUCAACAAUGAAGAGGCUUCCGUUGAAGAUGAGGAUGAUGGAUUCUUGAAGGCUUUCAAGGUUGCAAAUUUUGAGUAUAUAGAUGAAGAAGAGGCUACAGCAGCAAGGGAAGAGGAAGCAAAGAAGCAAACUGAGAUAAAACAACAAGCAGAAAACAUGGCUGAGAGAGCGCGUUAUUGGGAGGAACUAUUGAAGGGAAAAUAUGAGGAACACCGUCUUGAAGAGUUUACGGCAUUGGGCAAGGGAAAGCGCAGCCGGAAACAGAUGGUAUCUGUAGAGGAAGAUGAUCUUGCUGGAUUGGAAGAUGUGAGUUCAGAAGAAGAGGAUAAUGAUGAAGGUGAUUGGACAGAUAAUGGAAUGGGUUCGGGUGGUGGGAGAAAAAAUCAUUCUUCAAAGAAGAGAUCUCGAGUGGAUACGAUGGAAGCACUUCCUCUAAUGGAGGGUGAAGGAAAAUCAUUUAGAGUUCUUGGAUUCACUCAGAACCAGCGAGCUGCAUUUGUUCAAAUAUUAAUGAGGUUUGGGUUGGGUGAAUUUGAUUGGAGCGAGUUUGUUUCACGUAUGAAGCAAAAAACCCUGGAGGAGAUCAAAGUAUAUGGCACUCUCUUUUUGACUCACAUUGCAGAAGAUAUUACAAAUUCACCAACCUUUUCAGAUGGUGUACCAAAAGAAGGAUUAAGAAUCCCUGAUGUGCUUGUUCGGAUUGCAACUUUACACCUUAUUAGAGACAAGGUGAAGUUCUCGACAGAAAAUCCAGGGUUGCCCCUCUUUGCUGAAGACAUUGUGUCACGCUUUCCAGGGUUGAGGAGCAGUAGAUAUUGGAAAGAAGAACAUGACUUGUCUUUAUUAUGUGCUGUUAUGAAGCAUGGCUAUGGAAGAUGGCUUGCUAUUGUUGAAGAUCCACAUCUGGGCUUUCCAGGUAUCAUUUGCCAAGAGCAAAAUUUGCCAUAUGUGAAUGGUUCCCUCGCAGGAUCCUCACAGAUGCAAGAUGGUGCACAUUGUUCUUUUCCUGAAACCAAUUUCGCUCACGAGCAAACUGGUUCUUCAAAUGGAACAAUCAAUAGCCAGUUAAGAGAAGAUGGUAUAAGACAUGGCUCAGGAAGUGUUGAUGAAGCUGUUUCUGAUGGGGGAAGUCAGGUUUUCCAAGAUGGUUUGAUGUCAUAUGAAAGUAUUCAAGUGCAGAGAAGGCUUGUGGAGUUUAUUAAGAAGAGGGUGAACUUCUUAGAGAAAGCUUUGAGUGUAGAAUACCAGAAAGAUUACUUUGAGCAGCAGAAUGAUGCUAAAGGGUUUGAGUCUUCAAGUGCUGAGCCAGAAGUGGAGCCCAUGGUGCAUGAUACGCCAAAAGUGCAAGAUAUUCCCAGUCCAAAUUCUCUGGAUGCCGACAAUCAAAUGCAAUCGUUGUCUUCUUUAGAUCCGAUAGGUAAUGGGGAGUUAAUCAUAAACGCAUAUGAUAAUGAUCCAGAACGCCUGGAAAUGGUCCGCCUUUACAAUGAGAUGUGCAAACUGGUAAAUGAUAAUGAGCAAGACUCGGUCCAAACCUACUUUGGCAACAAAUCAGCUGGCUUCAGGUUAAGGAAGAACCUUAAGGUUUUCGAAGGCAUUCAUGAGGAAGUUCAGAGAAUCCUUGGCAGCAAACCACCUCAGGCUUCUCCUGCGACAGUUGUCUCAGAAUCGAAUCCACAUAAGUUAGUCCAAUCAGAACAAAAGCAACCGGUUAAAGUUGGAGUUCCAGGGACAAGUGAAAGGUUAGAUUGUACAAGUUCUGAGAUAAAGGCAAGUUCCAUUAAUGGUGCCUCUAACCCUGGCUCGAGUGCACUGCCCUCUGAAACCCUGCUGAAUUUAGCGAAUAACACUAGCAUGGCCUCUGAAGUCCCGCUGAAUUUAGCAGAUACCACUAGCAAGGCCUCUGAAACCCCACAAAACUUGGUUGCUAGCAAGGACAUUGAAAACAUUGAAAACUCUGAAAAUUUAGCAACCAACAGUGGCAAAGGUCCUGAAACCCUGGAAAAUUUAGCGACUGACACUAGCAAGACCACAACGACCCCUGGAAAUUUAAUGCCCAACCUUGGCAAGGUCCCUGAAGCCGUGGAAAAUUUUGCAACUAAUAGAAGUGAGACCUCUGAAAUCCCUCUGAACUCAGCGGGUAGGAGUUAUAAUGAGGGUACUUGCGAACCUCCAUCGAAUUUGGAACUGAAAGCUUCAACACUAUACAAGCCUACUGCUUCUACAGUUCCUAGCGGGGACUCUGAAGUCCCAAGUGGAACAAGGGAAGCGAAGGAUCCGGAUUUAACCGUGGCUAUGGAGGCUGCAGAACUGAUUUGAACAAAUGGUUGAGAUUCACAGACAGGGCUGAGAAGCCGGCAGCUGGUGUCCAUGUACUGGUAUAUGAGAGCUAUAACACACUUUUACUAAUGGAAAGGGAAAGGUUUAAAGGGUUUAAUGUCAUACUUAUCCAUGUAUUCAUCUACUGAGGUUUUGAAUGUUCUUAGAUCCCAAUUGGGGCAUUUAUGUUCAUGACGUUUAUGUGAUUGUUGAUCCAAUUAUAUCAAAAUUUUUGUUUGAGCCUA
Molecule: messenger RNA, 5099 nt
Organism: Amborella trichopoda
Lineage: Eukaryota; Viridiplantae; Streptophyta; Magnoliopsida; Amborellales; Amborellaceae
Gene: PKL
Product: chromatin remodeling factor CHD3 (PICKLE)
Biological process (GO): chromatin remodeling
Cellular component (GO): chromatin; nucleus
Molecular function (GO): DNA binding; histone binding; ATP binding
Source: RefSeq, a predicted model, not a curated record